AGUCGAUAUCCAAGUGCUGUAUUCAGUUCUAUAAACUCCACAAUAACAUAACAAAUAUUCAAAUGGUCGAGCUGUGGUCAUAAGUCUCGGCGCAAUUUGUGAUCGGGGGUUGAUUUUAUUCAAGUAGUUAAAUUAGUGUGAUUAUUUGAUUUUUGGUUAUUUUUGAAUUGUUAUUAACCUAUUAGCCGCUAGAUGGAAAUAAAUGUCUAGUCAAAGGAUUCAAAUAUAUUUACGUACUUUACAAUUUUUGAAUAAAAAAAACUAUUGACGAUCGCUUAGUGUAGAUGUCGCGUAUAAAUAAAUUUGCCGUUUUUGAUAGUCGUAAAUACAUCAAAUGCAUUUGUGCGGGUUCUACAAAAGUCUUACAGUUACAGAUCCUAUUAAUUCAUUUUAAUUAUUUUUUGUUGUAAUAAUAAUCAUAAGUGUACGGAUGCUAGUGAUAUUCAUAAACAAAUCAUAAUUUAUUUAAAUAUGUCAGAUCAGCGUAGGUUUAAAAUUUCGCGUUUCGAUACUUUUGAAGAAGAUAGUUAUAAGUUUAGUGACUAUGAUGAAGAUCGCGUAAAAGACAAACUAUUACCUUCAAAUAAUGAUGUUGCUAGAAUAGUUCAAACUUUAGAAACAGGAGAUGGCACAGAAGAACAACAGUUUACCUCCGAGAAAGUAUCGGGGUACGAGACCAAUUUAUAUUUAUACUCCGAGGAAAUGGAGGACAGACCUCGAGUAUCAACUCUCAUCAGUUCCUUGGCCAAUUAUUCUAAUACUAUACCACCAGCUUCAAACGAUCCCGACGCGAGACCUGCAGGAGGUGGUGCACGUAUGGGUACCCUUAUAGGUGUUUAUUUACCCUGUAUUCAGAAUAUUUUUGGUGUAAUAUUAUUUAUUCGCUUGACGUGGGUUGUUGGUACAGCAGGUGCCUUACUAGGUUUCCUAAUAGUUUUAUGUUGUUGCUGUGUUACUAUGUUGACUGCCAUCUCGAUGUCUGCUAUCGCCACGAAUGGUGUGGUACCUGGAGGAGGUAGUUACUUCAUGAUAUCCAGAUCGAUUGGACCUGAGUUUGGUGGAGCCGUCGGUAUGCUUUUUUACACUGGCACUACCUUAGCCGGCGCUAUGUACAUUGUUGGAGCUGUCGAGAUUGUACUGUUGUACAUCACUGAUAAGUUGACAUUGUUUGGCAGUAUAACGGACGAUCAGGUUAAAUUCAAUAACUUCCGAAUUUACGGUACAGCUGUUUUAAUAUUGAUGGGGUUCAUAGUUUACCUUGGAGUAAAAUUUGUCAACAAAUUCGCAACAGUGGCUCUUGCAUGUGUACUUUUAUCUAUUUUGGCAGUUUACAUUGGAAUAUUUGUCAAUGUCAACGGAAACGACAAAUUACAUAUGUGUUGCUUGGGUAAUAGAUUACUAACAGUGGAUGAUCCUUUCACUGAUUGUAAUAAAAAUGUUUCUGGUGUCCUACACAAAAUCUUCUGUACGGGUGAUGAAACAAACUAUAACUGUGAUUCCUAUUAUGACCAGCAUAAUACUUCCAUCAUAAAAGGCAUAAGAGGAUUGUCAUCAACCGCUUUUUUCGAAAACAUUUACGACGGAUUUUUGGAACAAGGACAAUUCAUUUCGAAAGGUAAACUACCAGCUGAUUUGGAAGUUGUUGGUAGUGAUCACUAUAAUCAAAUAUAUGCUGAUAUUACCACUACUUUUACUAUUCUCAUUGGUAUCUUUUUCCCGUCUGUAACUGGUAUCAUGGCUGGUUCAAAUAGAUCUGGUGACCUCGCAGAUGCUCAGAAAUCUAUUCCUAUUGGAACCAUUGGUGCAAUUCUCACAACUUCCACAGUCUACUUGUCAUGCGUUCUUCUAUUUGCCGGAACGGUUGACAAUCUUUUACUACGAGAUAAAUUUGGUGCAUCAAUUGGUGGUAAAUUGGUAGUAGCGAACAUAGCGUGGCCUAAUCAAUGGGUAAUAUUGAUUGGUUCUGUCCUCUCUACACUAGGCGCUGGUCUACAGUCUUUGACUGGGGCUCCACGUCUUCUGCAAGCUAUCGCCAAAGAUGGUAUUGUCCCAUUUUUAGCACCUUUUGCCGUUUCUUCAAGUAAAGGCGAACCAACUAGAGCAUUACUUCUCACUUUACUUAUAUGCCAAGGAGGUAUUUUAUUAGGAAACGUAGACAUCUUAGCUCCAUUACUAUCAAUGUUCUUUUUAAUGUGUUAUGGAUUUGUUAACCUUGCUUGCGCCCUUCAAACGUUAUUGAGAACUCCAAACUGGAGACCAAGAUUCAAGUAUUAUCACUGGUCCUUAUCUUUCAUUGGUCUGUCCUUGUGCAUUGCUGUUAUGUUUAUGACAUCUUGGUACCUAGCUUUGCUAGCAAUGGGAAUGGCUGGAGUUAUCUACAAGUACAUAGAAUAUAGAGGGGCAGAGAAAGAAUGGGGAGAUGGUAUCAGAGGAUUGGCUUUAUCGGCAGCUAGGUUUUCUUUACUACGUUUGGAAGAGGGACCUCCACAUACAAAAAAUUGGAGACCGCAAAUUUUAAUUUUAGUAAAAUUGACUUCAGACUUUUUGCCAAAAUAUAAGAAAUUAUUUUCUUUUGCUGCUCAGCUCAAAGCUGGUAAAGGGUUAACAAUCUGCGCCUCAGUAAUAGGUGGCGAUUUUACAAGAUGUUAUGGUGAAGCUAUGGCUGCUAAGCAAAGCCUUAGCAAAACUAUGGAGGAAGAAAAAGUUAAAGGCUUUGCUGAAAUUUUAGUAGCUAGAGAUAUUACAGAAGGAUUGUCGGAUCUUGUUCAAACCGCAGGAUUAGGCGGGUUAAAGCCUAAUACCGUGAUACUCGGUUGGCCUUAUGGCUGGAGACAGUCGGAAGACGACAGGACUUGGCAAGUAUUUUUGGAAACAGUGCGAAAUAUAACAGCUGCAAGAAUGGCAUUACUUGUACCAAAAGGCAUUAAUUUCUUUCCUGACAGUACAGACAAGGUUAUAGGAAAUAUUGAUGUUUGGUGGAUAGUACAUGACGGAGGAUUGCUUAUGCUGUUACCUUUCUUGUUGAAACAACACAGAACCUGGAAGAAUUGCAAAAUGAGAAUAUUUACGGUUGCUCAAAUGGAAGACAAUUCCAUACAAAUGAAAAAGGAUUUGAAAACGUUCCUCUAUCAUCUCAGGAUUCAAGCCGAAGUUGAAGUAGUUGAAAUGAUGGAUCAUGAUAUAUCUGCUUAUACUUAUGAGAGAACUUUGAUGAUGGAACAACGUAAUCAAAUGUUGCGAGAACUUCGCUUGAACAAAAAAGAAAGCUUAGGAGUGGUGGAUCUGGCGGAUUUUAAUCUUUUGUCAGCGGAGGAGAAGAUACCUUUGGUCCAGUCCAUUGUAGAUCAACAUCAUCAAAAUGUUGACGCCAAAAUGCCAACCAAAGUACGUUUCCAAGAACCUGGCACCGAUGAGGACAACAAAAAUCAAGCUGAACCAACCAAUGAGCCUAAAAUUCAUAAUAAAGAGGAUUGUGAUAAUACCAAAGAAAAAGAAGACUCUUCUGAAAAGGAAAAAGAGUGUACCAACGAGCACAACCAUUCAAAUUCUAUAUCAGAGGAAAAUAACAAAUCUCCUAGAACCCCUGACGAAGGUAACGUUCGUCGGAUGCACACAGCUGUGCGUCUAAAUGAAGUGAUUGUAAAUAGAUCUCACGAUGCUCAAUUAGUCAUUUUGAAUUUGCCCGGACCUCCUAAAGAUACUAAAAUCGAAAGAGAAUCAAAUUAUAUGGAAUUUUUAGAGGUGUUAACAGAAGGAUUGGAAAGAGUAUUGAUGGUACGAGGUGGAGGCAGAGAAGUCAUAACAAUAUACUCGUAAUUUAUAUGUAAUUGCAAGUUUACGAAGUGAAACGUUCAUUUCAAAGCAAAUUUCAUUAUAUACAAAUGGAAUUAAAAAAACGUUCACUACCUAUUUGAAAGAAUCGAUGAUGUAAUGACGUAUGUUUAGUAUGUUCAAGAAUAGUGAUUACACCAAUUAAUUAUUAUUAAUGUCAUAGAUUAUUUAUAUAUAUAUAGAGUAUAUAUAUAUAUAUAUAUAUAUAUAUAUAUAUAUAUAUACUACAAAUAACUUAGCAGGCAUACUUACAACCACCUUUCUGCUGGGUACCGUGAUUCUUGAAACUAUUGUAAUAUUUAUAAAAUCAAAAGGCAACUUUUACUAAGUGCUCAUUUUCUUACGAGACAAUUAGCAAAUCAACGUGCAGUGUUAUUAGUCAUAUUUAGAUAAUAUGGAACUAGAUAAUAUGGAAAAAACACUCCCGACUGUAAUAUUACAAUUUACUUGUUCCAUUUCUUAGAACAUUUUCUAAUGUUUUCUCUCUAGACGAGAUCGAAUACUUACCAAAUCAAGUUUGUCAUGUUUUUGUUCCAAUAGCAAUUGAUCAUUUCUAAUAAUUCCUAUCUUUCUGAGGAAUUCAUUUCAUAUAACAGAUACAGUUAUAACUAGGCAGGCAGCUCUAUACAUGGUGUAGCCAAAUUCAAAAAUCAUAUAUAUAUAUAUAUAUAUAUAUAUAUAUAUAUAUAUAUAUAUAUAUAUAUAUAUAGGGUGUUCCAAAAUGAUCUUUACAACUUCAAAAAUUCAUAACUUCGAAAAUAAACAAGAUUAUAUUGUAUCUUUUGCAUGUAUUACUGCAACUAAUAAAGUUUUUUUAGUACACCAUUGGUGGCCCUAAGCACUUCCAAGUCUGUAAUCAAUUUCAAACCAGGUAACAUGUCGCCUGUGAUUGUACUAAAAGCUUGUGUAAUGCGGCGUUUCAAGUCAUCAAAGUCAUUAACCGGUGUCCGAUAAACAAUAACCCCACAAGAAGAAGUCGAGGGGUGUUAUGUCUGGAGACCUUGGUGGUCAUGGAAUUGGGCUAUUCCGUCCAAUCUAUCGGUUGGGAAAAGUUUCGUUGAGGUGUUCUCGAACUGCUGUCAACCAGUGUGGUGGUGCACCGUCCUGUUGGAAGUAAAUAAAAUCGUCUGUAAUUCCUAGGUAUAUCCAGGUACACGCAGCAAGUAACUGUGGUUUCUAUGAAGAAGAAAGGACCAAUGAUUUUGUUGUGCAUAAGCCCGCACCACACAUUAACUUUUGGGCUGUUUCGUUGAAACUCGACUACUGCAUGAGGGGUUUCAGAACAUGAAACACUGAAACACACCUUUUUCGAGAAAUCUUCAUCAUGCUCAAUACGUUGUAACAUGUCUACGGCAAAUUCUUACGUUUUCGUCGAUAUGUUGGUAACAGCGCCUGCAGCAACUGUACCUUAUAGGCAUACAGACGCAACUGUUUAUAAAGAACCCUGUGGAUUGUGGUUGUAGGUAAUUGGAGUUGCCUUGAAGCCUGAACAAUUGAAGUUUUCGGAUUGUGCUGGAAUGUUUGCCAUAUUCGCUUCACAUUUUUUGGAAUUGUGCUGGGUCGUCCGGCUCCACUUAUAACUAUUCAGCCUAUUAAAAAAAAGUUUAUUAGUUGCAGUAAUACAUGCAAAAGACAAAAUCAAAUAUCUUGUUUAUGUUCGAACUUAUGAAUUUUUGAAAGUGGUAAAGAUAAUUUUGGAACGCCCUGUAGUUUAAUACGUGCGACUAUUACAAUCUAUGUUUGUUGGAUAAGUUUAUGAUUUUUUAUUUUAUUCAAUAGCAUAACGUUUGAUAUUUUUAUUGCUUUUUAUCAAUUUUUCAACUUGCCCAACAUCUUCUUCCAUCCGAAACUAAUUUACACUAAUUUUUAUAUUUUCUUAGUACUAGAAAUGUUGUAAAAUUUGUAUUUGGUGUUGCAUAUAGUAGUUUGUGAUAGUCGUUACCGGUCCUUGCAUUAUAAAAUUCGAAAGAUUUUCAUUAGUCUUAUAACUGCCAAAAAUUUCAAAGAUAAAAACUUUGUUUAUAGUAACGUUAUGUCAAAUAUUUAUAUAAUAAAAAAGUUCCUCUUGUUCAACAUUUGAGGUACAGCUUCUCGUACUAUACUAUAUUUAAGAAUAAGACAUAAGAUUCAGUAACCCACAUGUUAUUGUAUAUCUUGCUAUUACCACAUUAUCAACUUAGGUGGAUUCUACCACCUUUAGGGCCGAUUCUCACUAUAAUGCUGUUCACAGUUCACAAUCUGACUCAGUUCAAGAUUCAGUCUUGAAUUGUCGAUAAUCAAAGUCGGAUGAAUUUGGCUCGUAGAUAAUUAAUUAGAAAAUUAUUGUAAUAUUUGCAGUGAAAAACUGUCAUUAACCUUUUCGUUUGAAGAAUUAGCGACUAUAGUUCUUCUUUUUGGUGAAGAAGAUAAUAUUAUCAAGACAAAAAGAAAAUAUAAAGCAAUGAGAAGAAUGUGGGUGCAUCCAAGUUUAUUACAACGAAAAAAAAAGAAGAAGAGUAUUACACUUUCUAUCUCCAUUUAAUUAAUGAUGAAGAAAAAUUCUUACAGUACUGUCGAAUGGAUUGAACUACGUUUGAAAUGAUUUUGAAGAAAAUCACAGUAAAAAUAGAAAAAAAAAUAAAAUUUUUGCAUUUCAUGUACUGAUCGCCUCAGCGGGUAAUAGCUGACUGAACCUGAAACAAAAGAAUAUUCACACUAUGGGUAGUACAUGGCGUGAUAAGUUCGAUCUCGCUCAAACAAAAUUUCUUCGAACCUGAUCGUGAUUGGACUAGGAUUCGAGCGAAACUUGACUGUUCCGAAUGCACACAUAUAUUUUUUACUUCAUAAUAUUUUUAUCAAACCGAGAUUGGGCCGAGAACGAACUAGGAACGGCUUUAUAGUGAGUAUUGGCCCUUAUUUUUCACUUUAUUUCGCUGGGAUGUUUAGUUUAGUCAAAAUUUAAUAAACUUUGUUUAUUUGUUCUUAUAUAGUAGUUGCAUCACCAAUGAACUAAUAGUACUCUAGUAUUUAACAAUAUAAAAUAAUCGUUUAAAGGUUUUUUUGAAAUGGAAAAAGUUGUUUGUUUUACGACUCUUAUUAUUUAGAGAAUAAUAAUUUUUUUAAUGUACCUACAUUUCGUUAUCAAAGUUUUUAAAUCAUAUAAACGAAUACACGCUUAAUCACUAAUUGGAAUUUCUUAUUCAAAUAUUGAAUUCGAUUAUUCAUUGACGUUAUAUUCCCGAAUAACAAAGCAAUAUAUUGGGAAACACAAUAAAAAUCAUUUUGGAGAAUAUAUUAUGUGAGAGUUUCCACAAAUUUGUCGUUUCGAAUUAUACAGUAUAUGAUAGAAAAUAACACUUAUUCAUGUCUAGUCUAGUUAAACUUAAAAAAAAAUAAGAGCUUAUAAAAUGUCUUUUAAAUUAUCUAAUAGGCACUCAAAAUUACAUAAACUCUUACGUAUAUAAAUCGAAACCAAUUCAAAUUGUUUUUUCGAUUCAUCGUUAUUAUAAUCAUAAAAACAUUUUACUCAUUUACAACUAAAAUAUCUAAUAAAAAUUAUUUAAGAUCCAAUUUCAGAGGAGAAACACAAAACUCAAUAGAAACCGGUGAAAAAUAUAUUAGAUGAUUCAACCAACAAUUGGAAAUAAUAUUUUCAACAAUAGUAAAAUAAUAAUAAAAAUUAUAGGCAGCCAUUAACUUCAAAAGGAAAGAUGACCAAAAUAUUUAAUAUAUCUACAUCGAUAAGCGAAAAAUUAUUACAUAUACUAUAUAUAUAGUGAUUAGCAGUGGCGGCCUUAGGAGGUGGCGAACAGGGCAAUCGUCCAGGUCCUCGCACAACAACCCAAGCAAAAUUUAAAAAAUAAAAAAUUUUAUAACUAUUUUUUUAUAUAUAUUGAGAGACAGUUCAAAGAAGUCAGAAGACCACGUAAAAAAAGGCAUUUUGUUAUGAAGGGGGAGAUGAAGCUCAUGAAUUGAAAGCGGAAGGAAUUUUCAAAAUAAACUAUUUUUAUGUCAUUGUCGACAAUGUGUGCGCAAGCUGUUAUCCUAGGUUUGAGACUCUUCAAUAUCAUGAAAGCAUAUUUGGUUUCAUGUAUAAUAUAAAAAAAAAUAAAGGAAAUUAAUUAUAGUGAACUUUUAAAGCAAUGCAGUGACUUACAAAUAUCUAUGACAGUAGGAGAAUUAUGUGAUUGAUGGGACAUGAAUUGUACGAAGAAUUGAAUAUGUUCAUCCGUGUGUAUAAAGGAAGCGAUGACAUUACCUCGGUGCUAAAAUACAUAAUAGAAAAAAAAAUUAACUGAAGUUUACCCCACUACGAAAUAGUCCUGAGAAUUAUUGCUCCACACCUGUUACAAUUGCGUCUGUUGAAAGGAUUUUUUUUUGAGGAAUUCGAUGACACAAGAUCGGUGUUCAGCCUUUGCUAUUCUUUCAAUCGAAAAUGAUGUAGCUUAUUCCUUAGAUUAUUGUACUUUAAUUAAAGAUUUUAGUCUUAGGAAAAGCAGCAAACAUCAAUUUUGAAAUUUAUCAUCUCUGUAUUUGUUAAUUUUAUAAAUCUUUCAAUGUAAAAUAUUUUAAAAUUCAAAUUUGAUUUAUUUGUAUAAUUUUAGCAUUUCUCCUUAAACAUGACAACCUACUUUCGGAUCACAUAAUGAAAGACAAAGGCCCUCGUAAACACCUGCUCCAGGCGGCCUCGCAAUGGGUAAGGCCGCCUCUAGUUAUUAGAAAAAAAAACAUCAAUAUAUAACUAUAUAACUUGAAGUAUUUGAGGAUGAAGUGAAUCUGAAUUAAACCAUUUAUAGACUAAGGCCCAUUUCGCACCAAGCCAGUCUAGUCCAUUCGCGUCCAGUCAAGUCGGACGCUUUUGAAUUAAAACAAAGAGAAUGUAUAAAUCUGGUUUCACACUAAGCGCGUCCCGUCAAGUCCCGCAAAAGCGUCCGACUUGACUGGACGCGAAUGGACUAGACUGGCUUGGUGCGAAAUGGGCUUAAGAGCCAGUGCCAGCCAGACAUACGUUAAAGUAUAAAAGGUGGAAAUUUUUUUGCGUAUUCUCACUGUUGUAGGGAACGAUGUUUCGAGGUUACAAAUUAUAUACUUUAACAUAUGUCUGGCAGGCACUGGCUCUUAGUCUAUUAUUAAUAGUAUGUUCUAUAUGAUGCAAUUAAAAUACGAAAAGGAAACUGUAAACAGAUAUGCAAAAAAAUUACGGUAUAUAAAUAUAAAAACACAUACUGUAAAAAGAAAACUAUGCACAUAUCACCUAUCAUCCAUUAUCAAUAAUAUAUGAUUAGUUAAUUCUGAAAGUAUUUUAAUAAAGGAAAAAUAAUAGACAGAAUCAAGGAGAUACCGAGUAAAAAACGCAGCUUGAUAGAAUGAGAAAAGAAUAAAAAACAGGACAGGAAAUGUUUGAAAAGGAAGAUAUGUAUUAGUGAACUGGUUAAAAUAUUGUAUAAAACAUUUUAGUCAACUUCUUAAUAAUGUUUUCAUUGAGAACGUAUUUUAUGAAUCGUAAAAACAAUUUUAAAUUAGUUUACGAUUGUUGAACAAACAGGAACACUUUCGGAUUAUUCGUUUCAGUUACUUUUACAGAUAAUUUACUAAUUUAAUUCAAUCGAAUAUUUUCUUUUAGGUGGUAAUUUAACAAAACGUUUAUCGCGUACCAUUUAAAUCUAAGAAUUUUGAGCAAUAUUAACUUAAUAAAUAAUAAAUAUUUACUGUAUUAAAUGUCAAAUUAUGAGUGAUAGAAUUAUAUUUAGUAAGUCAUAAUAACAUUUUUUUUCUGCAGAAAUGUGUAGAUUCUGAGUGAGAAACUUAUCUAUACCUACAUACUGAAAUGGAAACUUUCUUCAGAAACUAUGACUUUCAAUAUUUUUAUUAUGUAUUUGCACAUUUCUAUGGAAGCACGAAUGUUGUAUAGAUUUUUAUCUCAUGUGAUGUAAGCAAGAACUCAUUAUUAAAAAAUCAGUAUAUCGUGAUUGAGGAGCUCUACACACUACAUAUCUAGAGAACAAAAAUUGGCAUAAUCAUAAAAUAAAAAAGAUUAUAUUUCAUGAGGCUAAUUUCCGCUACUAACAUUUGCAAAAAUCGAUUAUAUUUAUCGUGGUUAACCUAAUCACAUUUUGAUAUUUGCGGACAAAUAUCGUGAUUAUUGUUUCGUCCCGACUUUCAUUUUUUGCUUAACGGCGUUGAUCGAUCGAUUUAACACAACCUUGUUUGCUGACAAUUACGUCUUCGAUCGCAAUGUCCAGAUCCAUUCUCCUCUCCACCUGACUUACGGUUCUUUUCACUUAAGCCUAUAGUGAGAAAUUCAUCUUUCAUUUAUCAUUAUAUAAAUAUAUCGAAGCUUACUCCUCAUCGACCCACGGAUUAUGUAAGAAUCGGAUCCAGUACAAUUGUAUUUACUUCCGUGAUAUGUGACCACUGAUAUACUGAUUAUGUUGAGUCUUGUUGUAUAAGAUUGUGUGGCAACUUCGUAUUUCUAUUUUUCUAGACACGUUUUUUGCCAAUUGUAAUAAAGGGCGGCUCAACAUUCUAUAUAUCUCUCGAAAUAAUAAUAAAAAUGACGUAGGUACAACUUUAUGUAUGUGUAUUUGUGUGUAUGUGUGUGUGUGCAUAUAAACAAAACUAAAUACAAUAGCCAAAAAUGAUCAGUUAAGUUCUGAUCCAUUAAAUAUUAUUCAUAAAACACUUUGCAUUAGUAGAAUUUCAACUUUAAAAGGUCGUUUUUACCUACACAAUCGAAAUUAGAGAGAUACAAGUCUCUGAAUAGUUUAGAACAAAGAGUGAUAGAACUUCUGUAAAAAAAAAGUUUCUCAUAACUUUGUUUUGUUUGAAAUAUAUAAAUGUAUAGUAGUUAAUAUAGAUGAUAUAAAGAAAUUUUUCAAACAAUUUUCGAAGAACACUCUAAUUCAUAUAAAAUAAAUUUAUAAGUUUUCUAUAUUUCUAUUUACCUAUAAAAUAUUUUCCUUCUAUAUUAUCUAUACGUUGAACCACAUUACCAUAAAAUUUUAUAGAUACUGUCUAGGGCGGAUCCAGGGUCUUGAUAAAGGGGGGGUCACUAGUAUUAGGACGAGUCAUCUCCCAAAGGUAUUUUAAGCCUUUUACCCACAAAAUAUAACUACUCGAGACUAGGAUCUCGAAUGCCGAGGAGCCACUAAGUCCCGUAGAGUGAAUCGAAAUUCGAUCCUUUUGAAUCGUUCGUUUUAAAUGAACGAUUCCAAAAGAACUGCGACUCUUCUUGCUUUCCCUCACUAGUUCAAAUUUCUCGUCUGUCCCGAAAUCUGACCGACUCUUCGAGUGAGUCGAUUCUUAAAUUUACUAGUUUACAUUUCAUUUUUUCAACUAGACCAACUCUUAAGUCGUUUACCCAUAGAGCCCUAGACCGAUUACCGAUUAGUUUGAUUUGAUUCAUAUUAAUUAGUUUCAAGUCAGAUUCCUCUACUUCUUAGUCUUGAAUUUCCUGAGCAUUUUAUUUUUAUUUUAUUGGGUAUUGUUUUGAUAUUCGAAAUAUUUGGGGGUAUUGGCUCCCUUUAUCCACGAUGUAAAAUAAUUCGUACUUUUACAUAUUCCUAUUUGCGCCCUUUUAUAAGAAACACAAAUACCAAGUUAAUUAAUCAGGGUUUUAGGGGGUGGGGUUCAUGACCCCCCUUGGAUCCGCGCUUGGAUACUGCAUUGAACUGAUUUAUGUACAAAGCGAUUCAUUAGGGGUGGUGACCAGCCAUAUCUCGGUACAAAAUUGUGUUGAUAUAUUCAAUUGAAUCGGCAUAACUUUUCUGAAAACUUACAGAGUGAACCAUUAUUCAAUAAAACUGAUUUAAAUUGCGAAUAUCUAAUUAAGUAGUAGGUACUAUUUUUUUUGUAAGUUGAUGUUUUUUUGGGGGCCCGUUACCAGUACUAAUGAAUCACUCUUUAUCGUGUCCAAUUUUACUAAUAAAAUUAUUAUUUUUAUUAAUCGUUGAAUUGUAGACAAUCUUAAAUUAGUUUAUUAUUUUUAUAAAAGAAACCAAAAAAAAAAGUGGUAUGUGAGCAAAAUUUCAAUAUUUAGUAACUUUAAGUAGUUUCAGAAUGUUUAAUUUUCAGCUAAAACAGAAUAUACUAACCAAUUCAAUCCUGAUUUCUGAUUUUGUUGAAAAUAAAACGUGAUCUGACUAUUUUUUAUCUCUCAUUGUGAUUUCAGACCUGUUAAUUAUUGUUAUUAAUAAGAUAUAGCUUUAUUAAUACUUAUAUGUAUAUUACACAAAUCAAAUUACCAGAGUAUUUAUAAUAUGUAUCUAUUUUUAUUUGUUUCGUCUAUUUGCUAUAUAUGUAUAUCUAUUGUUAAUAAUUUUGUUAUCCAAAGGAAUUAAAUUUAUUAUCUACAAGAGUUUUAAAAAUAGGAAAUAUUUCUAAUAAAAUAUAGGAAUUUCACGUCCAGUUAAAAGAUGUAGGAAUAAUUAGUAGGUAGGUAUAACAACUGUUCAAAAUUAUUUUAAAAAAUAUAUUCUGAAUUCUUAGAUUUGUGAUGCAAGAUAAAAAAAAAACGAAUAAAUAAAUGUUGUUAUUCCUUGUAUUAUUAUGAUAAAUCGGUACUUUAUGAGUAUUUAUUUCCGUAUGUGUAAUUUUGAAAUAGCCCUAACUGCUUGGUAGAAUAAAUCUCGUGAAGGACGCUAUAUUAGUGUUCUUAUAGUUAGUUAAAAUUUCUAACAACUCAAAUGUUGUCAAGUUCAUCAAGUUCAUACAUUAACCGGUCUAUAAUAUACUAGGAAAUACCAUAAUCGAAUUGAUCGCAAAUUUAAGAAUACUCAGUAGAUAUACUAUAUUAAGAGAGAACAUUUGACUUGACAGAAUUUUUCAAUGUCUUAUGCUAAACACGAUACAGACCCAGUGUCUCAUCUUGGUAUAUUGUAUCUAUAAUAUCGAAACACGAAAUGAUAUAGAAAAUCAGAUAUAAGAUUUUGCCACUCUUUUUAAACAUGGACGGUCAUCUUUAACUUAAGUUUCGUGCAGCUGCGCAGGUGUAGGGGUAAAAUAGUGCACUAGUGAUCUCGACUAGCCUUAAAGGUACCUUAAAAUAUUGAAUUCUAUUUAUUUAUAUUGAUGUGUCACUAAAGUAGCUAGUGCCCAGGUCGCGCCAUUAUAACUCUCUAUUAAAAUAUCUAUGUUAUUCAUAUGAGUUUAAUAAAUAAAUUGUUUAUAUUUUUAUAUAGGUUUUAUUUUAUGUAGUUCUGUAAGAAAAUUGAAGUGAUACAUAGAAUCAAAAGUGGAUCUUAUUACGAAUAUAACAAACGUAAUAUUAACUUUAUCUUCAAACGUGGUUAUUAGUAUUAUUAGUAGAGAAAUGUGCACUAUAACGUUUCUCAAAUUUCAUAUUUCACCCUUCUUCUUCAUUAUUAAACGUUCCACAAUUUCAAAUCCACUUGCAAGCUCUUUUGACAUGUAUUUUUAACUCUCUUAUUCAGGUACUCACGUAAUUAACCACUGUAUUGUUAAUUUUAAAAAUAUAAACAUGGGAUGUCAGAAGUGCACUGUUCAUAAUAUGUGCCAAACUAGAAUGUACUUUUUCGUCCCAUGUUUACUUACACGUUAUUGAAUUUCUAUUGUAUGUUAAACUUCAUUAUGAAUGGCGCAAUCUGAGUUUAAUUAUUGACAAUGUGUUCAUCGGACAUACAUGAAAUAAAAUAUUAAA
Messenger RNA from Diorhabda sublineata, 13468 nucleotides. It is a transcript of the gene kcc, whose product is annotated as solute carrier family 12 member 6. Gene Ontology annotation, biological process: potassium ion homeostasis; potassium ion import across plasma membrane; chemical synaptic transmission. Gene Ontology annotation, molecular function: potassium:chloride symporter activity. Gene Ontology annotation, cellular component: membrane. The transcript has 14 exons. The record is from RefSeq and is a predicted model, not a curated record. The coding region runs from base 472 to 3816 and encodes 1114 amino acids. NCBI's taxonomy places the organism in Eukaryota, Metazoa, Arthropoda, Insecta, Coleoptera, Chrysomelidae.